CUCAAUUAAAUUCAUAUGUUCUAAUUCUUAUAUUUUGCAGGUAAAUUCCCUUAAUAAAUGAGAUUGUAAAAGCAAAUUUUAAAGUGAUCAGCCAGGAACCAAGGUUUCAGAAAUGAAGAAAAAACAGAAGUUCCAUAAAUUUCUGAAUUCUGUUGUCAAGUCCCAUGGAGAUAAUGAGGAGGAUAGGAAAGAAAUGGAAAAUGAUAUGAAGAAAAUGUUGGAGCUGUUUGAGAACAACAGUGAAGAUGUAUCUGAUCGGUCUGACUUCUUUUCUCUUGUAAAUGACAUUAAAAAAAGAUAUCAUGCUCUGUAUGGGAGGCAUGAUGGAUUGAUUAGUAAGAUAAAGAACAAAGUUCACCAGAGAAAAGGUGAAUUUAGUUCAGGACCGUCUGAUUCAGGGUCAGAUGAUUCCUCUGAUGAGGAUGGACCAAAUGAGAUUGAAGAACAAAAGCAGCAAUCUUUAGAGGAUUACCAAUCUUUUAAGGAGCAGAUAGAUAGUUUGAGUAAACGAAAUACUGAACUUGAGGCUCAGGCUACUUCAAUGCAGACAAAGCUGGAAGAAAGUCAACAUCUGGCAGGUGAAUUGAUAGAAAAGGGAACAGUCAUUGUGAAAUUGGAAGAUGAACUUCAAGCUUUGAGGAAUAGUCUGAAGCUCUUAGAUGCUGAAAAUGAGUUUCUCAAGACACAAACGGAGAAAUCAAAAGAGCAAGAAGAUAAGUUGAGCCUUCAGGUAAGUGGUUUACGGGAAGAAAAUGAAGUCUUAAAGUCAGAGAAAGAAAAAGUUUCCAGAAUGCUCUUUCAGGCUGACAACUCCAUUAUAGAGCUUAAAUUUGAACUUGAAAAGAUGGAGGAUGCUGGGAAACUAAGAGAAGACAACAGUUUCUUGCUGGAAGACCUAGAUAAAAAAGCUCACGAAAUUGCACACCUGAAUCAGCAAAUAGGGUUGACAGGUGAGGAACGGGAAACUUUAAGAGUUGAGGUAACAAAACUUGAAUCAGCCAAUGACAGUCUGACGUCUGAAAAUGCAAGGAUUCUCUUUGAGAUUCAAAAUCUGAAGGCUCAGAAGGAAGCUGCUAUUCAGCAGGUUUCUAAUCUGAAUGAUAAGUUAUUGAUGUUGGAGGGAGAGAAUGAUGCCCUAAAGUCUCAGGUUCUAAAUUUAUCGACCCACAUGCAAGAGGCCGAUGAUAACAUAAAGGAUUUGACAAUUGAAUCCGGACUUCUGAAAGGGGAUAUCUCAAAGUUGCAUGAUACAAUUACUGAUCUAAAUCAUCAGCUAAAAGUUAAAGAUGAUGAAAAUUGUACAAUGAAAUUGGAAUCUUCAGAAUCUAGGAAAGUGGUCCAGCAGGCAGAGGAAAGAAUUAUGAUUCUAUCAGUGGAAGCAGAAAGGUUGAAGAGUGAAAACUCCAUGCUUUUGACAGGACUUGAAAAUUUAAAGCUAGAGCUGGAAGUUGAUAACCAGGAACUGUCGAAACUUAAACAAUCGUUAGAAACAACAGAAUCUAAAAUGAAUUCACUGAGGGAAGAGAACACUCUCUUGUUGAAUUGGCAUGAAAACUUAAAGCUGGAGCUGGAAGGUAAUAAUCAGGAACUGUCAAAAAUGAAACAGGCCUUGGAAACAACAGAAUAUGAAAGGAAUUCACUAAUUGAAGAAAAAACAGCUCUUUUGAGCAAGAUAAAUGAGGGUGGGAUAGUCAUUGAUGCUCUCAGAGCUCAGAUAGAGGAGGUAGAAAGUGAAAAAUCUCAGUUGCAAUUGAAAAUCAGUAAUCUGGACUUUGAAAUCCAAUCUGCCAAUCACCAAUUCACUGAUGUGAAAAAUGCACUUGUUGCUGCUGAAGAAGAGAAAAAGGCAUUAGUCUCAGAAAAUUCAGUAAUUAAAAGCAAACUACAAGAAGCAGAGUUUACGAAAGAGAGAUUACAGACUGAGUUGGGGGAAUUGAAUCAGAAGAACUCAAUCCUUCUGAGCAAGAUAGAGGAAGUUGAAAAGGAUAUGAUAAUUGAGUCCGGACUUCUGAAAGAGGAUAUCUCAAAGUUGCAUGAUACAAUUAUUGAUCUAAAUUAUCAGCUGAAAGUUAAAACUGAUGAAAAUUAUGCAAUUGCAUUGGAAUCGUCAGAAUCUAAGAAUAUGAUCCAGCAGGCAGACGAAAGAAGUACGAGUCUAUCAGCUGAAGCAGAAAGAGUGAAGAGUGAAAACUCCAUGCUUUUGGCUGGACAUAAAAAUCUGAAUUUAGAGUUGGAAAGCAAUAACCAGGAAUUGUCUAUACUUAAACAAGCCUUGGAAGCAACAGAAUCUGAAAUGAAUUCACUAAGAGAAGAAAAGUCCUUGUUGUUGUCUGGGCAUGAAAAUCUGAAGCUGGAGUUGGAAGGUAAUAAGCAGGAACUGUUAAAACUUAAAAAAGUUUUGGAAUCAACAGAAUUUGAAAGAAAUUCACUAAUUGAGGAAAAAUCAUCUCUUUUGACCAAGAUAAAUGAGGAUGGGAUGGUCAUCGAUAAUCUCAAAGCUCAGAUAGAAGAGGUUGAAAAUGAAAAAUGUAAGUUGCAGCUGAAAAACAGUAAUCUGGACCUUGAAAUACAAUCAGCCAAUCUCCAAUUCGCCAAUGUGAAAAAUGCACUUGUGGCUGUUGAAGAAGAGAAAAAGGCAUUACUCUCAGAAAAUUCUGUAGUUGAAAGCAAGUUACAGGAAGCAGAUUUUACGAAAGAGAGAUUACAAAGUGAGUUGGGGGAAUUGAAUCAGAAAACCUCUAUCCUCUUGUGCAAGAUAGAGGAAGCUGAGAAGGCUUCAAAUGAUUUCAAGUUUCAAAGAGAUGAACUAAUAACUGAUAAAGCACAAUUGGAGAUUAAAGUAAAGGAGUUGAUAACGGAACUGGAAGCAGCAGACAUUCGGCUGAAUCAUCUUGAAAAACUCAUUACUUCUGCUGAGGAAGAAAAGACAAAGUUCGUAUCAGAAGUUUCAGUUCUAACAGGCAAAUUACAGCUGGCUGAGGCUGACAAUGAGAAACUAGAAAGAGAGAGAGAGCUGUUAAGAGAUGAAAAUAUUGCUUUCCAGCAAAAUCAGGAGGGACUGCAAAACCAGAUGGUUGAGCAUUACAAAAAAUUGGAAGAUACAUUGAGUGAAAUGCAAAGUCUGAAGGAUAAAUUAGAAGUAACACAGCAUGAAGUUUUGCAUGAGGUUCAAACUUGGACUGAUGCCUUCAAAGGAGAUCUCCUAAAGAUGGUCACUGAGAAAGGUGAUUUAGAUCAAGAGCUAAAAAAGCUGAUUGACGUAUCCUCAGAGAACGAAUUGUCGCUGAAAGAAAUGGAAGAUAGAUUAAGGCGUAAAAUCUCAGAUCAGGAAACUCUCCUCAAAAGUUAUGAGGAAUUGUUUACCAAGCAUAAGCAGCUAGAAGACAGCUAUUGCGAGUCCUGUGCAAAAUUGGACGCUGCAGAGAAGAAGUUGGAGCAAAUGGAAAUGAUCCAGAGAUUAGAACAAAUCUGUGCAGACCAGAAAAAUAACAUUGAUGAGUGCCGUGAAAACUGCAGGGAGCAAUUGGAAAAGCUCUCAUCCGCAGAAUUAGGAAAAGGAGAUGCUGAGAAAGAGAUCCAAAGGCUUGAAGUCCAGCUUCGAUUGUCAAACCAGAAACUUAAGAUCGCUGAAACUGAAUACAAGGAGAAGGAAGAGAACUGCAAGAGGUUGGUUGCAGGAUUACAAGAAGAACUUGAAUUACUCGACAGAUAUGCUUUGAUAUGGUCAAGAAACUCUACCGAGUUAAACAAUGAGUUCAAGCAAAUUAAAGUGGUACUAGAGACUGGUUUGAGAACUUUGGUAGAUGAGCUUCAUGAACUGCAGUUAAUAUCACUAGGGAACGUAAGUCAUAUAAAAAAACAGCUAGCCGAAUGCCUAGUUGAGCUACGGACCUUAAAGAUUUCAUUAGAAGCAGAUGGACUGGCAUACAAGGAAGAGAUCAUAUUGAAGUUGAAGGAUGAAGCAAGUCGAAAUCGAGCCAAUUUGGAUGAGAAGGAAAAAGAGCUAAGGAUCCUGGAGAGCAGGGUUGCCGAGGCAGAGAAGAAUCUGAAAGAAAAGGAAAGGAUGGUUGUAGACAAAGAUGAAGAGAAAAGGGAGGCCAUACGGCAACUUUGCUUGGUGAUCGAGUACCACUGGGAAAAUCGAAAUUAUCUGAUCAGGUACCUGUCAACAGUGCUCGGAAGCAGAGGAACUGCAUGAAAACGGUAUUUAUCUCCUUCUACACUUAAAAAAAAUAGAGUCAAUAGGCCCAUACCAUGCUUCAAAACUUUGUUAAAUGUGUCUUCAUAGUUAAAGCAAUCAAUUAUUCAUUAUUUUAAACUUGGUAUUGCAAUGUAAAGAGCUAUAUUAUAGAGAACUCAAGAGCCCUUUGAUGUAGUCAUGUAUCUUUAUAUAUUUGUUAUUAAAAAAUUCAGUUUUUUUUUUUA
This is a messenger RNA of Dendrobium catenatum, 4425 nucleotides long. RefSeq names its product COP1-interactive protein 1. Bases 113 to 4198 code for a protein of 1361 amino acids. The record is from RefSeq and is a predicted model, not a curated record. Lineage: Eukaryota; Viridiplantae; Streptophyta; Magnoliopsida; Asparagales; Orchidaceae. The transcript has 2 exons.